AUGAUUCGAAAUUUAUCAAUUAAUCGAUUUUAUCAUUCAUUGAGAAUAUUGGGUAUUGAAACGAGUUGUGAUGAUACAGCAGCAGCUGUUGUUGAUAGUCAACGAACUAUUCUAAGUCAAGCAUGUCGAAAUCAAUUGAAAUAUCAUCAACCAUGGGGUGGUAUUGUACCAAGUAUUGCAAAAAAUCAUCAUUAUGAAAAUUUAGUACCAGUUGUAGCUGAAGUUAUGAAAGAUAUUGAAUGGAAUACAAUAUCUGCAAUUGCUACAACUGUUAAACCCGGUCUUGUUAUUUCACUUUGGCAAGGAAUAAAUUUUACUCGACAACUUCUUCAAAAGUAUACACAUCUAUCAUUUAUUCCCAUCCAUCAUAUGGAAGCACAUGCACUUACUGUUCGUUUGACACAUGAUGUACCAUUUCCAUAUGUGGUUUUACUGGCAAGUGGAGGUCAUUGUAUUUUAGGUAUUGUGGAAGAUGUUGACAAGUUUUAUCGACUUGGUGAAACGAAAGAUAUUGCACCUGGUGAAGCAUUUGAUAAAAGUGCACGUGAAAUGAAAUUACACGAACAUCCACUUGUUCAAGAUAUGGCUGGAGGAGCAGCUAUUGGACAUUUAGCACGUGAAGGCGAUGAAAAACGAUAUCAAUUAAUAACAUCGAAAUAUUCAGCUAAAAUGAAAGAUUGUUCAUUUAGUUUUGGUGGUAUGUUAUCACAAAUUCGACGAGUCAUUGAAAAAGAAAGUAUUUAUUGUGGAUCAUCAAAUGUAGAUGAACAAAAACUAAAAGAUUUUGCAGCAUGUAUUCAAGCAAGUAUUGUCAGACAUAUAGAAACACGUGUACAUCGAGCGAUAUUAUUUUGUGAUACUAUUCAAAAACCACAAUGGAAACGAAGACUAGUAUCUGGUGGUGUUGCAAGUAAUUUAUAUCUUCGACAACGAAUAAAUGAAUUAUGUACUCAUUAUGGAAUUGAACUUGUUUGUCCACCAGUAGAAUUUUGUACUGAUAACGGUGUAAUGAUUGCUUGGAAUGGUAUGGAACGAUAUCAACGAAAUUUGAAUGUAUUUGAAAGAAUGCCUGAGAUUCUCGUUCCUGAAAGUCGAUCACCAUUAGGUUCAGAUAUUAGUGAACAAGUGCGCACAUGUGAUCUUAGUGUACCAUUCGAUUGGAAAACUAUUCUUGAAAAGCAACAUAUAUUGUUAUGA
Molecule: messenger RNA, 1197 nt
Organism: Rotaria sp. Silwood1
Lineage: Eukaryota; Metazoa; Rotifera; Eurotatoria; Philodinida; Philodinidae
Source: the annotation of a GenBank genome assembly